GUUCCCCCUUCCGGGCAUCGCCCCGGGCCGGACCGGGCUCGGUGCCAUCGCGGCGCUGCCGCCUGGAGCCCGCCGGGCGUCCGGCCCCGGGGCUCUGCAUCGGUCCCUGCAUCGGCCCCGGGGCUCCGCUCUGGCAGCAGCCGGGGAGGGUCCGGUCGCAGCCGUGCGGCCGCCGGGGAAUCGUUAACACGGAGAGGGGCAGCGCCCGGGGGGUCCCGCACCCCUUCGCUGCCGCCCCGGGCACCCCGGACCCCCCCCCCCCCCCCCGGCGUGUCCCGAACCGGGCCGUGCCCACAUCCCCGCUCCUCCCCGACCCCGUGCUCCGGGGCCAGACUACAGCUCCCGGCGGCCCCCGGGCGCCCGUCCCCGCCGCUUCCCGCCGCCUCUUUCCCGCCAUGGCGCGGUUCGAGCCGGCGGCGCUGCCGGAGCUGCUCCCGGUCUUCUACCGGCGGCUCUUCCCGCACGGCGCCUACGGCCGCUGGCUCGGCUACGGCGGCGUGGUGAAGAACUACUUCCAGCUGCGGGAAUUCUCCUUCACACUGCGGGACGAUGUCUACGUGCGGUUCCAGUCCUUCGGCAGCCCCCAGGAGCUGGAGCGGGAGCUGCAGAGGACCAACCCCUACAAGAUCGACAUCGGGGCUGUCUACUCCCACCGGCCCAACCAGCACAACACGGUGCAUCUGGGGGCCUUCCAGCCGCAGGAGAAGGAGCUGGUCUUCGACAUUGACAUGACGGACUAUGACGACGUCCGGACGUGCUGCAGCUCGGCCGAGAUCUGCUCCAAGUGCUGGACCCUGAUGACCAUCGCUGUCCGCAUCAUCGAUCGCGCGCUUGUGGAGGACCUGGGCAUGAAGCAUCGCCUGUGGGUGUACUCGGGCCGGAGGGGUGUCCACUGCUGGGUCUGCGACGACACGGUGCGGAAGUGGUCCCCGGCACUGCGGGCAGCCACCGUGGAGUACCUGACCCUGGUGAAGGGCGGAGCAGAGACCGUGAAGAAGGUGAACCUCUCCGAGCCCAUCCACCCCUUCAUCAGGCGGUCGGUCAGUGUGGUGGAGAAGUACUUUGAGGCAUACGCGCUGGUGGGCCAGGACAUCCUGGGCAGCCCGGAGAGCUGGGACAAGGUGCUGGCCCUUGUCCCGGAGGAGCACCGCGAGCCACUGCAGGGCGAGUUCCCCAAGAAGCGGGACUCGGUGCAGCGCUGGGAGCUGCUGAAGGGCAGGAUGGAGCGGGUGCGGCGGGUGGCGGCAGGCGGGAAGGGCAUGUCAUGCUACGCGGACUGGGAGAUCAUGCUGCAGUACUGCUUUCCCCGCCUCGACAUCAACGUCAGCAAAGGUGUCGGGCACCUGCUGAAGAGCCCUUUCAGCGUCCACCCCAAAACAGGUCGCAUUUCAGUGCCGCUGGAUCUGCAGAGGCUGGACCAGUUUGACCCAUUCGCUGUCCCCACCAUCAGUUCCCUGUGCCACGAGCUGGACGUGGCCGGCAAUGACGGGGAGCAGGAGGACGGCGGGGAGACAGAGCCAAAGCGCCGUGCACGGGACUACAAGAAGACGAGCCUGGCGCCCUAUGUGCGGGUCUUCGAGCAGUUUGUGGAGGAGAUGGAGCGCGCCCGGAGGGGAGAGCUGCUCCGGAGAAGUGACCUGCAAGGAGACUUCUGAGGCCUCACUGCCAGGAGCCACAGCAGCAGGCCCGAUCCUUGCCACAGGGCUGCCGAGGGACCAACUCCACCAUCGCUGCCCAUCGCUGCCUCCGCCAUUGUCGCUGCCAGCCGCGGGGGUCCUGGUGCCUUGGAGCAGGGAGCCUGCCAGCCGCUGGCCAAACCGCAACGCCUCCCUGCCCCGCUCCCCGUGGCCCCUUCCCGCCUUUUGUACCUUUUCUACGCAAAGACCAUUAAACGCCUGCGGUCA
Messenger RNA from Aquila chrysaetos chrysaetos, 1904 nucleotides. RefSeq names its product DNA primase subunit 1 (gene PRIM1). The record is from RefSeq and is a predicted model, not a curated record. Gene Ontology annotation, biological process: DNA replication, synthesis of primer. Gene Ontology annotation, cellular component: alpha DNA polymerase:primase complex. NCBI's taxonomy places the organism in Eukaryota, Metazoa, Chordata, Aves, Accipitriformes, Accipitridae. The transcript has 14 exons. The coding region runs from base 396 to 1655 and encodes 419 amino acids.